CUUAUUUGUUCACUGAGUCAGUUCACUUUCUUUUUUUUCUUUCUUUUUUUUAACAAGACUGCUUCGUACAGGGGUAUGAUUAAUAUAGUAUAAAGCUUGAGAAACUUUGAUUAGGGGCUGGUAACUAAUAAUAAGCACUUACUCAGGGUGUUUGCCUUGUCUACCUAAGAGUAGUAACUUACAACUAAUUACUACUACACUCACCUCCAUUUCGGCGACCUGUGAUAUUUCAUCCCAUGUUUUUUUUUCGGGUGAGGCUCAACUCAACUCAACAUAAUAUCCACCAUAUUUCAUCUAAAUCGCCGGUCGUCGUCGCUUUAUAGCAAACACCAUAGAUGAAUAUAAAAAAUCAUCUAAACUGAAAAUAUGCAGCGAAACAUUCGGGGACCUCGGUCUGCCCUCACAGACUACCUAGCUUCCCAAAAUAUCUCGGCAAGGCAGAUCCGAGCUAAUCAUGAGGCGAGACUUAGGGCUGCUGUCGCAGACCAAGCCGCAGCAUCCUCAUCAAUAGCUCAGAACGUAGAACCUGCAGAGGCUCCAGAGACUGCUGAGAAUGAUGAAGAUGAUGCUGAGUCUUUAGUUUCUACAAGUACCCGACAAGCCACAACUCGUAAGCGCAAGUCGGCAGUUGCUGCUACAGAGAAAAUCAAGAACUCUAAACCAUCCAAGCUACGCAAGUCUCGCCGAAACGACCCGGACAACGAGUCUGACGAGGACGCACUUGAACGAAGCGCAGGUCCCAUGCCUGGCCAGCUAGCAAACUGCGAGGAAUGCCACAAACGAUUUACAGUGACUGCGUAUUCGCGUGCCGGCCCGGAAGGGGGCCUGCUUUGUCCCCAGUGCAGCAUGAAGCUAACCAAAGAAGAGAAUGCUGCUAGGGACGCUUCUAAGAAAGGCAAGCAAAAGGCCACUGGGGUUCCUAUUAAACGUGAACGAAGAAAGAUCCAGAGUCUUAUACUAGAUGGCCAGAUUGGAGUCAAGACCCUGAUGACCCUCUGCGUUGAGACGUUGGCCAACAAUAUCCAUCUUGCCGACGACCUCGGUGACCUACCUUUACCAGCUAUCGAUCGCGUUUCUAGACAUUUGUCCAAACGUCGUCUUAUGGGUCCCGACACUCUGAAUCUAUUUCUUCAGCCUCAAACUCAUGAUAUUAUGAUAUACGAUGGAGGCCGCUUGAAUUCAAAUGACUACAUGCGAAUUUUCCAGGUGUGCUCCAGUCUCAAGGCCCUGAAGCUGCGCAACGCGAUUCAAUUCAAAGAUGAGGUUAUGGAGUACUUGAUAGGAAGACACAUUGCCCUGGAAACCUUUUAUAUAUCCGGCGCAAAUCUCAUUACCGAUGAAUAUUGGGAGAAAUACCUAAAGGCCAAGGGACAGAGCCUUGAGAGCCUUCGUGUCUAUUUCACCGAUCGGUAUUUCGGUGAUAAGACUAUAGAGUCUUUACCCGGCUACUGCCCAUCUCUGAACCGACUGAAGAUUUACCACAACCAAGCUGUCACCGACAAGGGAAUAGAACACAUCGCGCAGCUUCCUCAACUCCAGCAUUUGGGGCUACGCCUUGUCAAUCAGACGCAGACAAUGCCCUAUGUCAAUGUCGUACAGAAAUUAGGGCAUCAGUUAUAUACCCUUUCUAUCAGAGAUGUUCCACAGGUUGACGAUCGCCUGCUCGACGCAAUCCAUGAUCACUGCACUCGGUUAGUUAAGCUCCGCAUUACAAAUAGCGAGGCUAUGACCGAUGCGGGCUUUGCUAGACUCUUCAAAGACUGGAAGAACAAGCCCCUUCAAAUUGUAGACUUGGAACUAUGCCGUCACGUCGACUCGUCAAAUCCCAGAUUGAACCAGCAUAUGGUCGGCUUCUGCUCGGCCGGUUUCCGAGCCUUGAUGAAGCAUUCGGGCAAACACUUAAGAAAGCUCAACAUCCAUGGAUGCAGACACGUAUCUGGCGAAGCGUUUGAGGAUGUGUUUGCCGUCGGUCAGGUGUAUCCUGAUCUCUUAGACAUGGAGAUCAGUUUCUGCGAGGAGGUAACAGACUUGAUCGUCGGGCUGAUUUUCAAAAGUUGCCCUAGACUAAAGAGACUGAACGUCUUUGGAUGCAUGAAGGUGAAGGAUGUGCGUGUCCCUAGAGGCAAGAUUUUGGUCGGUGUCCCUAAUGCGAUGGGCAUGAUCAUUGAAGGCACCGAGGAUUAAAUCGGAGAGUGUUUUAUAUUCCUUUUCACGAUACCCGACUUCAAAAGGCAUUUCAGGGGUUUGGUGUUAGGUGUUUACGGCAUUGAGUCCAGUUAAUGGUUUUUUGCGAUGAUCUCUACAUGAAGCACGAACGCCGAGAACAGGUCGUUCAGCCUAUCCAGCCAGCCUAAGGUGUGGCAGGAAUUGCUUUGCUCAGCUACGCGUGAUUUUCUCCGAAAUACGUUGCCGUUAUAAAUGGUCAAUCGAUGAGCACGUUACGGACGAUGCUACCGAAAGGUUAUUGACAAUAAUAAUCUUUCAUCGCGAGUCAACAAUCUCGAUGUGCUUUGCUGGGUUACUUCUCAGCUCAUAAUAAAUGUGCAAACAUCCAGGCAGUUAGCAAGACUUAUUGUUUGUCCGAUACCAGGAAGCACGAUAUACUAGCUUAGCAAUGCGAGUGAUUUUCUUAUAAUCUAUAAUUACACAAGACUCAUAC
Molecule: messenger RNA, 2659 nt
Organism: Daldinia caldariorum
Lineage: Eukaryota; Fungi; Ascomycota; Sordariomycetes; Xylariales; Hypoxylaceae
Product: RNI-like protein
Exons: 3
Coding region: 367-2184 (605 amino acids)
Biological process (GO): SCF-dependent proteasomal ubiquitin-dependent protein catabolic process
Cellular component (GO): SCF ubiquitin ligase complex
Source: RefSeq, a predicted model, not a curated record